Molecule: messenger RNA, 5256 nt
Organism: Diaporthe amygdali
Lineage: Eukaryota; Fungi; Ascomycota; Sordariomycetes; Diaporthales; Diaporthaceae
Product: DNA-directed RNA polymerase II subunit RPB1
Exons: 3
Coding region: 1-5256 (1751 amino acids)
Biological process (GO): transcription by RNA polymerase II
Cellular component (GO): RNA polymerase II, core complex
Molecular function (GO): DNA binding
Source: RefSeq, a predicted model, not a curated record
AUGGCGAACCUCUACUUCGCGCACUCUAGUGCGCCCCUCAAGACGAUCCAGGAGAUACAGUUCGGCGUCAUGUCCCCUGAGGAGAUCAAGAACAUGAGUGUGGCGCAUAUUCAGUAUCCCGAGACUAUGGACGAAACCAGGACUAAGCCACGGCAAGAGGGUCUCAACGACCCUCGUCUUGGAUCUGUCGACAGACAGUUCAAGUGCAAGACAUGCACCGAGAGCAUGUCCGAAUGCCCUGGCCACUUCGGCCACAUCGAGCUGGCCACACCUGUCUUCCACCCUGGUUUUCUGAAGAAGACCAAGAAGAUCCUUGAGAUCGUCUGUCAUAGCUGCAGCAAGGUGCUGGCCGAUAGGAACGACCCCGAAUUUGCGGCCGCCGUCUCAACAAGAGACCCAAAAGCUCGGUUCGCUCGGGUCUGGGAGGUCUGCAAGAAGAAGAAGCGCUGUGAGAACGAGGUCUCCAAGAAGGACGACGAGUUUGAUCCGGAGAACAAGAACAAGCCCCCGCCUCCUAGUCAUGGCGGAUGUGGCAAUGCCCAGCCCGCGGUCCGUCAGCAAGCAUUGCAACUCCAGCAAAGGUUCGAGCUUGAGAAUGAGGAGGGCGGUGGUAAGGCAAUCGAAAAGAAGGUUCUGCCGCCAAAGGUCGUGCAUGACAUUUUCCGGCGCAUCUCUGAUGCCGACCUGGAGGACAUGGGCUUGAACAAGGACUACGCGCGCCCCGAAUGGCUGAUCGUCACUGUACUUCCGGUGCCGCCUCCGCCGGUCCGACCGUCUAUCAGUAUGGAUGGUACCGGCCAGGGUCUCCGCAAUGAGGAUGAUUUGACUUACAAGCUUGGUGACAUCAUCCGUGCCAACGGCAACGUCAAGCAGGCAUUGUCCGAGGGUUCCCCAGCACACAUUCUGAACGACUUCGAGCAGCUCUUGCAAUACCACGUUGCCACAUACAUGGACAACGACAUUGCCGGCACGCCGCGCGCAUUGCAGAAGAGCGGCCGACCUGUCAAGGCAAUCCGCGCUCGUCUCAAGGGCAAGGAGGGUCGUCUUCGAGGCAACCUGAUGGGAAAACGUGUUGAUUUUUCUGCACGUACUGUCAUCACGGGUGACGCCAACAUUUCUUUGGACCAAGUCGGCGUACCUCGAAGCAUUGCGAGAACUCUGACCUAUCCGGAAACUGUCACUCCAUACAACAUCCACCGCCUGCAUCAGCUGGUUGAGAAUGGCCCGAACGAACACCCAGGCGCCAAGUAUGUUAUCCGCUCCGACGGCACUAGGAUCGACCUUCGCCAUCACAAGCGUGCCAGCCAGAUCACUUUGGAGUACGGUUGGAAGGUUGAACGACAUCUAAUCGAUGGGGACUAUAUUAUCUUCAACCGUCAGCCCUCGCUGCACAAGGAGUCUAUGAUGGGUCACCGUGUCAAAGUUAUGCCGUACUCUACCUUCCGGUUGAACCUGUCCGUCACGUCUCCGUACAACGCCGACUUCGACGGCGACGAGAUGAACCUUCACGUACCUCAGACUGAGGAGACUCGCGCCGAGGUGCAGAAUCUGUGCUUGGUGCCCCUGAACAUCGUCUCGCCACAGCGGAAUUCUCCAUUGAUGGGCAUUGUCCAGGAUACUUUGGCAGGUGCCUACAAGCUAUGCCGUCGUGAUGUAUUCCUGACCAAGGAGGAAGUCAUGAAUGUCAUGCUCUGGGUUGAAGACUGGGAUGGAGUCAUUCCCACCCCGGCCAUACUCCACCCAUCUCCGCGCUGGACUGGUAAGCAGAUCAUCAGCAUGGUCAUUCCCAAAGAAGUUAGUCUACAGCAAGGAAGCAGUGAGCUCCCUCUCGACGACGGCGGGAUCAGGAUUCACAAUGGCGAUCUUGUGUACGGUCUCCUCACCAAGAAGAUCGUUGGAGCCGCGGCCGGCGGCAUCAUUCAUAUUACUUACAACGAGCUUGGGGCACACGCAGCAAUGGGCUUUCUCAACGCCUGUCAGCGUGUUGUGAACUACUGGCUUCUGCACAACGGCCAUAGCAUCGGAAUCGGUGACACUAUCCCUGACAAGGAUACUAUAAUCAAGAUCCAGCAGGACAUUGACGGCCAGAAGAAGAUUGUUGCCGAGAUCGUGACGGAGGCCACCGAAAACAAGCUCGAGCCGCUCCCUGGAAUGAGUAUUCGAGAGACAUUCGAGAGCAAGGUAUCAAAGGAGUUGAACGCUGCUCGUGACAAGGCCGGUACGACGACGGAGAAGAGUUUGAAGGAUUUGAACAACGCUGUGACCAUGUCUCGGUCCGGUUCCAAGGGUUCCUCCAUCAACAUUUCCCAAAUGACUGCUCUUGUUGGUCAACAGGUUGUUGAGGGAAAGAGAAUCCCCUUUGGAUUCAAGUAUCGAACGCUGCCGCACUUUACCAAGGAUGAUUACUCGCCAGAGGCGCGUGGCUUCGUCGAGAACUCUUACUUGCGUGGCCUGACGCCCACGGAAUUCUUCUUCCACGCCAUGGCUGGUCGUGAGGGUUUGAUUGAUACUGCUGUCAAGACGGCAGAAACCGGUUACAUCCAGCGCCGACUGGUCAAGGCGCUCGAGGAUGUCACCGCGAAAUACGACGGCACUGUUCGAAACUCCCUGAACGACAUCAUACAGUUUAUCUAUGGUGAAGAUGGCCUCGAUGGCAUGCACAUUGAGAAACAGAAGGUUGACUUCCUCACCAUCUCCAACAAGGAAUUUGAGAAACGCUACAAGCUUGAUCUCGUCGAGGACUCCGAGACGUUGACCAACGCUCUCGAAUACGGCAGUCACUUGGCGAGCAAUAUCCAAGAGCAACAGCUGCUUGACGAGGAGUACGAUCGCCUCUACACGGCUCGCAAGACAGUCCGCCACAUCAUGUUGUCACGUGGCAAGGACGAGACCAUGAUGCAGCUACCUCUGAACAUCAUACGGUUGAUCGACAGCACAAUCUCCUUCUUCAAGGUAGACCCCACCAAGCGGAGUGAUAUGAAGCCCUCCGACGUGAUCCCAGCUGUUGAUGCGUUCAUGAGGCGCAUGGUGGUUGUCCCGGGUCAAGAUCCGAUUUCCAAGGAGGCUGAUGAGAGCGCGACGAUCCUCUUCAAGGCCCACCUGCGCUCGCGGCUGGCCUUCAGGCGUCUCGCAGUCCAGCUUCGACUUCCUCGCAUAGCAUUCGACCAUAUUCUUGGGGAGCUGGAGAACCGCUGGUCCAGGUCAAUGGUCAACCCCGGAGAAAUGGUGGGUGUACUCGCGGCGCAGUCCAUUGGAGAGCCUGCCACACAGAUGACACUCAACACGUUCCACUUCACUGGUGUUGCCUCCAAGAACGUCACUCUGGGUGUGCCUCGGCUCAAGGAGAUUCUCAAUGUCGCCAGUGACAUCAAGACUCCAUCGAUGCAAGUUUUCCUCGAAGGCGAUGAUUCGUCACAGGACGCGGCGAAGACACUUCGAAGUCUUACUGAGCACACAAACUUGCGGUCGGUCACGGCAAUGACUGAAAUUUUCUACGAUCCGGACGUUCGAGCGACCCUCAUCUCAGAGGAUGAGGACAUGGUCGAGGCGUACUUCCUUGUUGACUCUGAUGAAUCCGAGGACGUUGAUCGCCAGACUCGUUGGGUGCUUCGAAUCACGCUGGACCGGCAAAAGAUGCUUGACAAGGAACUGCGGGUCGAAGACGUUGCUCAGCGUCUCAAAGAAGAGUAUUCGGAUGAUCUGGCCAUUAUCUUCAGUGACAACAAUGCCGAUGAGCAAGUCAUCCGUGUCCGUUCGAUCCGCGAUAAAGCCGAGGGCGACGAAGAUGAUAUGGAAGAAGACGUCAUGCUCAAGCGACUCGAAACUCACUUGCUGGACAAGCUUACCAUUCGCGGCGUGCCCGGCAUCGAACGGGCGUUCAUCAACAAGAAUGCUCGCCUCGUAGAGAUGCCUGAUGGCUCACUCAAGGCUAAGCAGGGCGAUACCGACUGUGAGGAGUCCUAUCUUGACACAACUGGUACAGCGCUGCGUCAAGUUCUUGCUGUUGAUGGCGUCGACACGAAGCGGACCACCACCAACCAGCUCCAUCAGAUCAUUGAUGUGUUUGGCAUUGAGGCGGCACGAUCGGCUCUGCUUUCUGAGCUGACGAAUGUUCUGGCAUUUGAUGGUUCCUACGUCAACCACAGGCAUCUGGCCCUCCUGGUCGACGUCAUGACGUACCGCGGCAGCAUUGCUGCUGUCACUCGUCACGGAAUCAACCGCGCGGACACGGGUGCGCUCAUGCGCUGUUCCUUCGAGGAGACGGUCGAGAUUCUUCUCGAAGCCGCAGCUACAGGUGAGCUGGAUGACUGCCGCGGUAUCUCCGAAAACGUCAUGCUUGGGCAGUUGGCACCCAUGGGAACAGGCCACUUUGAAGUGCAGCUUGACCCGAAGAUGUUGGAGACUGUCAUUUCGGACAACUCGCGCAUGGGUCUCAUGCCAGGUAUGACGGUCAAGGGCAGCCCGAUGGAAGGUGCGGCAACGCCUUACGACACGGGCUCUCCUAUGGCAGAUACGGGUGGCUUCUUGGGUAUCAUGUCCCCGGCGCCAGGCAACUUCUCGCCCAUUAUCGGCGCGGGUUCUGAGACACCGGCCGGGUUUGCCACGGAGUACGGUGGAGGUUUCGGUAUGGGCGGGGCUGGUUAUUCAGCGACCAGUCCGCGUGCUACGAGCCCCUUCGCUCCGACUUCGCCGUCAUCUCCUUUCGGAAACCACGGCGCAGGGUGGUCUCCAACAUCUCCCAUGGGCGCCUACUCGCCGACGUCACCGAUGAUUGAUGCCGGCGCUCAUCUUGGUAGUUCGUCUCCAACUUUCAGCCCGGGGUCGCCCUCGUACUCGUCGACGUCGCCGUUGAUGCGGCCUACCAGCCCAGCCAGUCCAAACUACAGCCCGACCUCGCCGAGCUACUCUCCGUCAUCCCCGACGGCACCCAAGUACUCGCCUACGUCGCCGGCUGGAAACUUUGGGGCCUCACCGACCUCCCCGUCGUGGUCGCCAGCGAGUCCGAACUACAGUCCGACCUCGCCCAACGUCCAUGCCACAUCUCCUCGAUACUCUCCCGCGUCUCCGACGUGGUCUCCAACUUCUCCCGAUGCAUACUCGCCCACGAGUCCGACCUACCAACGGUCACCAGGGCAGAACGUGUCUCCGACCAGCCCGAACUACUCGCCAUCCUCGCCUCAGUACGCGCCUCCGACGCCUGGACGACAUGCUGGCGGUCAGGAUCAAUACUCACCCACCUCUCCUACCAAUGAUUAG